AUGAUUCAAAAGACAGCUUCAAACACUACAAACGGUGCCUUCGAGCUGAACACCGGAGGACACAUACCAGCCAUUGGGUUUGGAACAUGGAAGAGCAAGCCCGAAGAUGCCUAUAUCUCGGUGAAGACCGCGUUGCAAGUUGGGUACAGACACAUUGACACUGCUUUUAACUAUGGCAAUGAAGCUGAGGUUGGAAAAGCCAUCAAAGAUAGUGGCGUACCGCGAGACGAAAUAUUCCUGACCACAAAGCUCUGGAGCACCUACCAUACUCGUGUCGCAGAGAACCUUGAACUCUCCCUACAACGACUUGGAGUUGAUUAUAUCGAUCUGUAUCUGGUGCACUGGCCCGUCGCUAUGAAUCCACAUGGCACACCGCCUAUGUUCCCUUUGCUUCCGGACGGCACUCGAGAUCUGCAGCAUGACCGACAUUUUGCAGCGACAUGGCGAGACCUCGAAGCGCUGCAGAGUACAGGCAAAGUGAGAGCCAUAGGUGUCGCCAAUUUCGACGUGCACAACCUCGAGGUUCUGCGUAAAGAAUGCACCGUCACUCCGGCCGUGAAUCAAGUCGAACUCCAUCCUUACCUCCAGCAGCGGAAGCUGAAGAAGUACUGCAAAGAGAGGGGCAUUCAUGUCACGGCGUACUCCCCGCUCGGUUCCACCGACUCUCCGCUCAAAACCGAAGGUGUUGUAAAAGACAUUGCCGCGGAGCAUUCGUGCGAUCCUUGCGCUGUCUUGCUGGCAUGGGCAUUACAGUCGGGCCACAGUGUCAUUCCGAAGUCCAUCACUCCCUCGCGUAUCAAAAGUAAUCUGCAGGCCGACUCGCUCACACUAUCCGAGGAGGACACGAGGAAGAUAGAUCAACUUGAAAAAGGCCAGCGUUAUUGCAACCCACCAUGGGGCGUUACCGUGUUUCAUGAUGAAUAA
This is a messenger RNA of Exophiala xenobiotica, 924 nucleotides long. RefSeq lists its product as uncharacterized. Bases 1 to 924 code for a protein of 307 amino acids. Gene Ontology annotation, molecular function: oxidoreductase activity. Lineage: Eukaryota; Fungi; Ascomycota; Eurotiomycetes; Chaetothyriales; Herpotrichiellaceae. The record is from RefSeq and is a predicted model, not a curated record. The transcript has 7 exons.